AUGCAGCCGACUAUAAUUAUCACCAAGUCCAAGGUGCCAGGAGUAAAAGAGCCUGCUCAGAAACCCGGCAAAGAAGCAGGCGAUAAAAAGGUUGACAAUGCUUCCAAAAAAGGCGCCAAGGAAGAAGACAGUGAUGAAAAUGAGGAAGAGGAGAAUGAAGAGGAAGAAGAGGAGAAAGUAGAUGAAAAUGGAAGUGGCGCUAACGCCACCAGCACAAACAGCACUCUCGAAGAAACUGGAAACGGUGGAGAGGAGGAGGAAGAGGAAGAAAACGAAGCAACCACCAUCAGUCUAACCACCUUGGUCACAACUGUCAACCCUACUGAAAGUACUACGGGCGAACAAUUUCAAGACAGCACCACCGCUGCAGAUCAGGGCCAGCAUGACACGACCACUGAAGAUCCAUGGGUGCAUGAUGCCACCACCACAAAUGGUUAUGAUGAACAUGGAUAUGAAGUCCAAACUGAUUAUUAUGGCAGUGAGAACGGGUACCCACGAGGAGAUACUUUCAGAACAUACGAGGAUGAGUAUAGUUACUACAAGGGGCAUGGAUACGAUGUAUAUGGCCAAGAUUAUUACUAUAAUCAGUGAAAAAAAUUAGCCAACCCUGGUUAUAUAUUUUUGCAUGUCAAUUGUUCACAAAAAUCUACUCAGGAAAAUGCAUCACAAUAGAAUGGUGCUUGUAAAAUGAAAUAAGCAGUUGAUAUCUGGUAUUAGUGCUAACUAUGAAAAUAUGCUGUUUUUAAAGGUUUGUCUUUGAUCAAUAUUCAUGUACCUAUCAUGGAUUUAUUUUAAAGAAAUAAUCACAUUGAAGAUUGAAUAUUAUUUUGUUGCUCAACAUCAGUUUUUCUUUGGAUGGUGCUGAACUUGGACUUGGUUCCAUAUUAGCCACUUCUUUGUCAGAUGAAAACAUUAUCAGACUGAAGUUUGUUGUAUAAAAGAGAUGGCCCAUUCUUAUAUUUAUGUUAAAGCUGAGAUAUACCAACCAGAUUGACUCGAAGUAAACAUAAUGAAAGAGGUUAAAUGUAUCAGACUAAUUUCAU
Molecule: messenger RNA, 1043 nt
Organism: Thamnophis sirtalis
Lineage: Eukaryota; Metazoa; Chordata; Lepidosauria; Squamata; Natricidae
Source: RefSeq, a predicted model, not a curated record